GCGGGCGGCGGCCUAGAGAGGCGGCGGCUGCGGCGGUAGCGGCGGCGGGCGCCCGGGAGCUCGAGCAGGGGCCCCAGCCAGCUCGCGGCCGAGGCAGGCGAGCGCUUGGCGCCCUCGGGCGCGCCGAGGACAUGGCUGGCACCCGGGAACGCAAUGGGUGAGAGCUCAGCCUCUGUGGUUCUUAAUGCCUCAGCAGGAUUAUUUUCACUAAAGAUGGAAACACUGGAGUCUGAAUUGACCUGCCCAAUCUGUCUAGAAUUGUUUGAAGACCCCCUUCUGCUCCCUUGUGCUCAUAGCCUCUGCUUCAGCUGUGCCCAUCGCAUCUUGGUCUCAAGCUGCAGUUCUGGUGAAUCCAUUGAACCCAUUACUGCUUUCCAGUGUCCUACGUGCAGGUAUGUUAUCUCACUGAACCACCGGGGCCUGGAUGGCCUUAAGAGAAAUGUGACUCUGCAGAACAUUAUUGACCGUUUCCAGAAGGCUUCAGUCAGUGGACCCAAUUCCCCAAGUGAGAGCCGCCGGGAGAGGACGUACAGGCCCAGCACUGCCAUGUCUAGUGAGCGAAUUGCUUGCCAAUUCUGUGAGCAGGACCCGCCAAGGGAUGCAGUGAAAACAUGCAUCACCUGUGAGGUCUCCUACUGUGACCGUUGCCUGCGGGCCACACACCCCAACAAGAAACCUUUCACCAGCCACCGCCUGGUGGAACCAGUGCCAGACACACAUCUUCGAGGGAUCACUUGCUUGGACCAUGAGAAUGAGAAAGUGAACAUGUAUUGUGUAUCCGAUGACCAAUUGAUCUGUGCCUUAUGCAAACUGGUGGGGCGUCACCGAGACCAUCAGGUUGCAUCCCUGAAUGAUCGGUUUGAGAAACUCAAGCAAACUUUGGAGAUGAACCUCACCAACCUGGUUAAGCGCAACAGUGAACUAGAAAACCAAAUGGCCAAACUAAUACAGAUCUGCCAGCAAGUUGAGGUGAAUACUGCUAUGCAUGAAGCAAAACUUAUGGAAGAAUGUGAUGAGUUGGUAGAGAUCAUCCAGCAGAGGAAGCAAAUGAUUGCUGUCAAAAUCAAAGAGACAAAGGUUAUGAAACUGAGAAAGUUGGCACAGCAGGUUGCUAAUUGCCGCCAGUGUCUUGAACGGUCAACAGUCCUCAUCAACCAAGCUGAGCAUAUCCUGAAAGAAAAUGACCAGGCACGGUUUCUCCAGUCUGCAAAAAAUAUUGCUGAGAGGGUCGCUAUGGCAACUGCAUCUUCUCAAGUUCUUAUUCCAGACAUCAAUUUUAAUGAUGCCUUCGAAAACUUUGCUUUAGAUUUUUCCAGAGAAAAGAAACUGUUGGAGGGGCUAGAUUAUUUAACAGCCCCAAAUCCACCAUCUAUCCGAGAGGAACUCUGUACUGCUUCCCAUGACACCAUUACAGUCCACUGGAUCUCGGAUGAUGAGUUCAGCAUCAGCUCCUAUGAGCUUCAGUACACCAUAUUCACUGGCCAGGCUAACUUCAUCAGUAAGUCAUGGUGUAGUUGGGGCCUGUGGCCAGAGAUAAGGAAAUGUAAGGAAGCAGUAAGCUGCUCAAGAUUGGCCGGGGCGCCACGAGGCCUGUACAAUUCAGUGGAUAGCUGGAUGAUUGUGCCCAACAUUAAACAGAACCAUUACACAGUACAUGGACUCCAGAGCGGGACGCGCUACAUCUUCAUCGUUAAAGCCAUAAACCAAGCGGGCAGCCGGAAUAGUGAACCGACCCGGCUGAAAACAAACAGCCAACCCUUUAAACUGGAUCCCAAAAUGACUCACAAGAAGUUGAAGAUCUCCAAUGAUGGAUUACAGAUGGAGAAGGAUGAAAGCUCUUUGAAGAAGAGUCAUACUCCAGAGAGGUUUAGUGGCACAGGGUGCUAUGGGGCAGCAGGAAAUAUAUUCAUUGACAGUGGCUGCCACUACUGGGAAGUGGUCAUGAGUUCCUCAACAUGGUAUGCAAUUGGCAUUGCCUAUAAAUCAGCUCCCAAGAAUGAAUGGAUUGGCAAGAAUGCCUCCUCAUGGGUAUUCUCCCGAUGCAAUAGUAACUUUGUCGUGAGACAUAACAACAAGGAAAUGCUGGUGGAUGUGCCCCCACAGUUGAAGCGUCUGGGUGUCCUUCUGGAUUAUGACAACAAUAUGUUGUCUUUCUAUGACCCAGCUAAUUCUCUCCAUCUUCAUACUUUUGAUGUGACCUUCAUUCUUCCAGUUUGUCCAACAUUCACAAUCUGGAACAAAUCCCUAAUGAUCCUGUCUGGCUUGCCUGCCCCAGAUUUUAUUGAUUACCCUGAGCGCCAGGAAUGUAACUGCAGGCCUCAAGAAUCCCCUUAUGUUUCUGGGAUGAAAGCUUGCCAUUAACUUUCAAGAGAGCAUAUAACUCACUGGCUCUCCAGUUCAGCAGUUCUUCCCCUCCCUAACCUCAGUUAGUGUUCAAUAUAUGAGACACAAAAUAAAGUUCAUUUGAAGCAUCCAAAAUAACUAGAUAUUAUAGAUUAAAUUUUUGUGCAUUAAAGCCUGUAUUUCAAUUAAUGUAUCAAGUUUCUCAGAACUUAAGCCAUUGGGGAAGAAAUUUAAAGAAUGCCUCUCUUGUAAUUGGAGAAUUAAAAAUUCCCAAUGAUUUAGGAGUAUAAAUGAUAAUGGAAGAAAUUAGGGUAAUUCUAGGUAAAUAAUGUAGAAAGAUGCUCUGAACAAGGGGCUAGCAAGCCCGAGAAAGAGAGGGGUGUCAGGCUCUCUAGUACUGGCCAAUGUAGCCAAGUAGAAUUUUGAAGUGUCAAAUGAUCAUACAUUAUAUGUAGCUUUUGAUAAAAACCUACAAUCAAGGAUUUAUUAUAAAGAAAACAUGUAUGUGUAUAUAUAAUAUAUAUAAGAUGACUAUAUAUAUUCAUCUUAUAUAAAUUAUAUAUACACAUAAUAAAUUUUUUAAUUUGCUCAUUUGACUGAGAAAUAUACUAGGAGGGAAAAUAAAGUAUACCAUCCAUUUUUGUCCCUUAAAGGGAACAGCACAAUCCGCCGGUAUUUCUCCCUUCCUUCCAUCCACUCCUCCCUUCCUUCUUCCUGUCACACAUGCAUACACGUGCAAUAAUAACAUAGAUGGUGGGAAGAGCUCUGGGUUGGGUUAGGAGAGGGGACAAGAUUGCACAAGAGAUGCUCUUACUGGAUGGAAAAUUGAUCCAGGCAGAAGAAUGAUGCGUAGCACAGUGUCAUUGAUGCUACCUAAUGGAGGAGGGUCAUCUGAAUUGUGAAAAAUUCUGUUGCAGAAUACCUCAAAGAAAUACAGUUUUAUUACUCUUAUUAAAUACAGUUGCUAGAAUUAAGCUAAAAAUGAGUUGCAUAAUGGAGGUUCUUUAGGAACCUGCUUUAUUUACAUAACCAGUAAGAAUGAAGUAUUACUGAUACAAGUAUUUGCAUAUAAAUGUAUUUUCAGAUAAAACACUUCAGAAGUACUUAAGAAUUCCUGAGAACAGUUUUUGUAAACAGGUUAAACAAUCAUUCCUCUUGCAAUGCUGUUUACACUAUUCAUCUGCUAAGCCAACCCUUUAUAGCAAAUGCCGUGUGAUGUCAACUUCAUUGCAGUUCUCAUCACCAUCACUGAAGGAAAUCAAGCUCUACGGUCUGUGCUUUUGUCCACUCCUCUCCAGGGACUGGGGAUGUCAAAACCAGAGGUUUCUCCUUUCCUGGAGCUAGGUCUACUUCAAAGAGUCUACUUCUUGGAAGCUGUGAAAAUAUUACUGUUGGGCAAAGUGAUAGCUAUUACAAGCCCUCAGAUUGGAGCCUUGGAACAAUGCCCAAAUUUCCCCUCCUCUUCUUUCCACUACUUUUGUGGAUGUCCAUUCGUUAAUUCAUUCAACAAAUUACUAGAUGCCAGGUACAACCCUGCUGCUGACAUGUUGAUGAAAUACAGUCCCUGCUGUCAAAUGGCCUACUAUUCUGUAGGAGAGACAAAAUAUCUAUAUAAACCCUCUAAAUAAUUGCUUUGUAUUGUUUGUUCACCUAACAUAGAAAGCAAGACUGAUGCAGAUACAGACGGCAGGCUCAAACCUUACGUAUCUAGUGGCAAAGUCAGCUUUUCGGUUUUAAAAGCUAUAUGUACUUCCUGCUAAUUAGGAUGUGAGCAACCUCAGUAUGAUUCAGCAGUGCUGGGAAAUAGCUUACUGUAAUGGAAAACUCAUAGCCUUUGGACUAAAAUAAUCCUAGUUCCUCUGCCAUUUACUAGUGGUGUGACCCAGGGUAAGUACUUCUCUGAGCCUGUUUCUUCUUCUGUAAAGUAAUACCUACCUCACAAGGCUGUUAGAAAGAUUAAAAAAGGUAGCACAUGUUUUUAAACUGCCUAGUACACCACCUGGCAUUUAACUAAGUGUGCAACAAAUAUUACCCCCAUUCCCCAGCCCCAGCCCCAGCCUCAAUACAGUGUAACAGUUCUUUAAAAUGUAUGCCCUUCAUUUCUAAAUUCCCCUGGUCUCUCCUCUAGGACCUAUAUCCAAAUUCUUAAAUAAAACAAAUGAUUUCCCCCUUUCAUAACAUCUUUCACACAUUCCCAGAGCAUUCAGUAGAAGGUGCCAAUUACUUAGGGUUUGGCUUUUCAGGUCCCUGUUUGCUUUUCCAGCUUCAUCUUUUGCACUUGCCUCCUCAUGGUGGUCACUCUAGCCAAGCUCAACUAUUUACAUAAAUUAUUCUCUGGGCCUGGAAAAGAUUCAUUAUUAAUAAUUUUGGAGCGCAGAGUAACAGUAGGAAAUACUCUUAAAGUAAGUGAAUUGGGUGAAAAGGCUGUAAGUGCAGAACACUGCACCUCCGUCCCAGUCCAACCUCUUUUACCUUGUCCUUGGGUCUUCCAUGCCAUUCAUUUUUUUGUGCCCUUUUGAUUUUAGUGCCCUGGAACAAAGCUCUAAUUUCCCCACCUUACUUUUGUCUGUAGCCUGGACUACUUCCCGCUCCCCCAGUCAACCAGAUUAACCCCUGACUCCCUAGACAGGGUUGUAUUCUCCUCGUUGGAGCUCCCGUGGCACCAUGAACAUUUCCCCACUUGGCAAUGAUCACAUUGUAGAGCAGUGUUUUUCAAAGUGUGGUCUUCAAACCACCUCUUGGACGUUUGGGUUUGCUAAAGCAAUAGAACAUCUGGGCACAUAGGUGGCAUUUUACAUUUGUAACAAGCUCCCAGAUAAUUUUGAGGCACAUAAAAAUUUAAUGUAUAAUAAUCAUUUUCCCUACUAGACUAUAAAUACCUUGAGGGCAGGGACUGUAUCUUUUCUUGUUGUAUUUUUAACACCUUGCAUCAUGUGUGAAACAGAGUGGUUGCCUGGCUAAUGUUUAUUGAAUGAAUGUAUGAAUGAACAAAUGAAUAAUCAAGUUUCCCUGUUGUACUCCGAUAUCCAUACUGGUGUUUGCUGUUGCCUGGGUGAAAAAGGUUGGUUACUUCUCCAUUUAGGCUGUACUGAUACAAUUUUGAAGAUGUCCCAGGAUUCAUCCAUAUAAAUGGGGGGAGUUGUCUGGAGCAUGUGGCACCAUUCUUUUCAAUAACUUUUCAAUCUUUUCACACUUCAUUCUUUGAAGGUGGAUUUAAGUUUUUGUUAUAGCCAAAAAUCACUCAAGAGUUAAGCCUACUGAAUAAAGUUGGACAUAAAACUGUGUUUUGGGGUAAGCAAUGAGGUUACUGAGCCAAAUAAUGAAAAGUGGUUUCCAAAAAACAACAGGGUGGCAAAAUAUUCAGUGGUGGUGUAGUGAGUAUCAGAUACUCACUUUAGUAAACUUAAGACUUUUGUAGAAAUGCCAGGGACCUUAAGAGAAGUAAGUCAUUGACUACCUCUAGCUAAAUCCAGUUGCAGAAAGGUAAUAGGAUUUCUAUUUAACAUCUUUAAAGAAGGUGACUCCAUAAGUUUUCACUGUUGUUGCUCUACUCUACCUAUUCUCCUAUAAUCCUUUCUGCUAGCAAAUUAUGCUGUCUGCAAUUUAUGCUUGUUUCCAAUUUUUAUAUUGUCUUGUUGAAGGAAGCACAAAAAUAAUCAAAAACAAAGUUAAACCUGUUUUGAGAAUAUGAAAUAAAUUUUAAUGCCACAUUGGAGUUCUGGCUGCUUGUAAGUAAAAGUAGCUGCAUCUGGAUGUGUUUUUAUCAUGAAUUCCAUUGUGUAACUUUGGAUGCAGUGAAAUUCAGAUUGCAGCAGAACCACUUACAUGUUCUUUUCCACUAAAAUACACUAGGUGAAUUUUCUAAGCUUCCAUGGUUUACAUAUUUAUAUAUGACUACCUGGAUGGAGCAAUCCAUGGAUGGACUUUUUGAUACCCUAUCCUCUACAGAUUGGAGAAUGUGAGGCUGACAGAUAAGAACCAUUCCCAUACUUAUUUCAAUUCGUGAAGCCAAUUAACAGCCUUGGAGCCAUUGGGCUGCAUUUGGCUGUGUAUUACAGGUUGGCCAGGUUGACUGCCAUCAGGUCAGGUAAAACUGCCUUUUACAGUCUGGUCUGCCAGCUUCAGACAUAUGCUGUGUUGUUGUUGUUAGCUAGAAUAUUUAUUAGACUAUUGUUGGACUAUUUUUAAUCAAAUAUUUUCCCCAGGUUGGUUUGUAUUGGGAGCUCUGGACCAAUAGCAUUUCUGCUAGUGACAGAAAUCUGAACAUCUGUAGAUUACACAGCCUCAUCCCUCUAAAAUAUCCCAGCCCAUCCAAAAUGGUAUAUUAUGAAUUAAAUAAAUAUAUAUAUGUA
This is a messenger RNA of Manis javanica (Malayan pangolin), 6695 nucleotides long. It is a transcript of the gene MID2, whose product is annotated as midline 2. Gene Ontology annotation, molecular function: microtubule binding; zinc ion binding. The record is from RefSeq and is a predicted model, not a curated record. Gene Ontology annotation, cellular component: microtubule. NCBI's taxonomy places the organism in Eukaryota, Metazoa, Chordata, Mammalia, Pholidota, Manidae. Gene Ontology annotation, biological process: protein localization to microtubule.